CACUCCGCCCGGGGUGGCACCGGGACCUCGGGGGUGGCACUACGACCCGGGAGAAGGGAGGUCACCUAGCUCCAUGGCGGCUGCCAUCACCAGGAAUCGGAACUACAUUACCCAUCAUCCCCCUCGCACCUCCAGCUGACUGACAGGUGUGGGCUCGGCCAGCUCGGGGCUCUGGGACCUGCUGGGCAACGCCAUGGUCAUGACCCAGUUCAUCCGCCUCACCCCCGACGUGCAGAGCAAGCAGGGAGCCGUGUGGAACCGGGUGCCCUGCUACCUGCGGGACUGGGAGAUGCAGGUGCACUUCAAGAUCCACGGGCAGGGCAAGAAGAACCUCAACGGAGACGGAUUCGCCAUCUGGUACACCAAGGACAGGAUGCAGCCGGGACCCGUUUUUGGGAGCAAGGACAACUUCCUGGGGCUGGGGGUGUUCGUGGACACCUAUCCCAACGAGGAGAAGCAGCAGGAGGCUCAGAAGAGGAGGUACAGCCCUGGAAACCAGCGCGUGUUCCCCUACAUCUCGGCCAUGGUGAACAACGGCUCGCUGACCUACGACCACGACCGCGACGGGCGCCCCACCGAGCUGGGCGGCUGCACCGCCAUGGUGCGCAACCUGCACCACGACACCUUCCUGGUCAUCCGCUACGUCAAGAGGAGACUCACGGUGCUGAUCGACAUCGACGGCAAGCACGAGUGGCGCGACUGCAUCGACGUGCCCGGCGUGCGCCUGCCCCGCGGUUACUACUUUGGGACAUCCUCGGUCACCGGGGACCUCUCAGACAACCACGACAUCAUCUCGCUGAAGCUGUACCAGCUGACGGUGGAGAGGACGCCCGAGGAGGAGAAACGGGACCGGGAGGUUUUCCUGCCCGUGGUGGACAACCUGAGGCUGCCGGGAAUGGAGGCGCCCCUGGAGCCCAUGAGCGGCCUGGCCCUGUUCCUCAUCGUCUUCUUCUCGCUGGUGGCCCUCGUCUUCGCCAUCGUCAUCGGCAUCAUCCUCUACAACAAGUGGCAGGAGCAGAGCCGCAAGCACUUCUACUGACCCCUGACCCCUGGGGGGCCACAUCCUCAUUGCCACCCGUGCCAGGGUGCCAGGGAACCCCUAAAGGACGGUGCCAGCCUGGCUGAGGAGUUCUGGAAUGUUCCCUGGCAGAGACUUCCCAGAGCUUCUCCAUUGUUGUGGCCACCACAGAGACCUCCCAGUUGUCACCAUCUGGCUGUGGCCACCAGAGCUCCCUCCUGGCUAGUGGUGCCACAUCCUCAUUGCCACCCGUGCCAGGGAACCCCUAAAGGAUGGUGCCAACCCAGCUGAGGGGUGCAGAGACUUCCCAGAGCUUCUCCAUUGUUGUGGCCACCAGGAAUCCACCAGAUGAGCUCCCUCCUGGGCUAGUGGUGGCCACAUCCUCAUUGCCACCCGUGCCAGGGUGCCAGGGAACCCCUAAAGGACGGUGCCAGCCUGGCUGAGAAGUUCUGGAAUGUUCCCUGGCAGAGACUUCCAGCGCUUCUCCAUUGCUGUGGCCACCAGAGACUUCCCAGUUGUCACCAUCUGGCUGUGGCCACCAGAGCUCCCUCCUGGGCUUGUGGUGCCACAUCCUGAUUGCCACCCGUGCCAGGGAACCCCUAAAGGACGGUGCCAACCUGGCUGAGGGUGCAGAGACUUCCCAGAGCUUCUCCAUUGUUGUGGCCACCAGAGACUUCCCUGCUCUUCUGUUGCUGUGGCCACCAGAGCCCCACCCUGGCAAGAACUGGUCAAACCCACCUUGCCACCUGUGCCAGGGCAUCAAGGACCCUCCAAAUCCUUGGCAUGGGGACGGUGCCAACCCAGCUGAGGGGUGCAGAGACUUCCCAGAGCUUCUCCAUUGUUGUGGCCACCAGAGACUUCCCAGUUGUCACCAUCCAGCUGUGGCCACCAGAGCUCCCUCCUGGGCUAGUGGUGCCCACAUCCUGAUUGCCACCCGUGCCAGGGUGCCAGGGAACCCCAGAUCCCUGGCAUGGGGACGGUGCCAACCCAGCUGAGGGGUGCAGAGACUUCCCAGAGCUUCUCCAUUGUUGUGGCCACCACAGAGACCUCCCAGUUGUCACCAUCCAGCUGUGGCCACCAGAGCCACACCCAGGCUAGUGGUGCCACAUCCUCAUUGCCACCAGUGCCAGGGUGCCAGGGAACCCCUAAAGGACGGUGCCAGCCUGGCUGAGGAGUUCUGGAAUGUUCCCUGGCAGAGACUUCCAGCGCUUCUCCAUUGCUGUGGCCACCAGAGACUUCCCAGUUGUCACCAUCCAGCUGUGGCCACCAGAGCUCCCUCCUGGGCUGGUGGUGCCACAUCCCCAUUGCCAGCUGUGCCAGGGAACCCUAAAGGAU
Messenger RNA from Zonotrichia leucophrys gambelii, 2353 nucleotides. RefSeq names its product lectin, mannose binding 2 like (gene LMAN2L). Gene Ontology annotation, biological process: endoplasmic reticulum to Golgi vesicle-mediated transport. Gene Ontology annotation, molecular function: D-mannose binding. The transcript is spliced from 9 exons. The coding region runs from base 194 to 1039 and encodes 281 amino acids. NCBI's taxonomy places the organism in Eukaryota, Metazoa, Chordata, Aves, Passeriformes, Passerellidae. The record is from RefSeq and is a predicted model, not a curated record. Gene Ontology annotation, cellular component: COPII-coated ER to Golgi transport vesicle; endoplasmic reticulum-Golgi intermediate compartment; Golgi membrane.